AGCGGACGGGGAAGUGCGCACGGCGGUGCGUCUGCCUCGUGGCCUGGCGCGCGCCGGCCCUUCCGCUGGCAGCGUCCGGUCCCGGGCUGGCUCUGAGGGAGGAAAAAAGGCACUUUGGCGGCUGAUCGCUUCCUCCCUGCCAGUCAUGCGAUCGGCCGCCUCCAUCGGCGCCGCCUGCAUGCGCCCCUCCGCUGGGCCCUCGGGAUGAAGUGAUUGAGAAGAAAGAGUGAACAUCCUCAUUUCACAGAUAAGACAACAUGGAUCAGCCUUUUACUGUGAAUUCUCUGAAAAAGUUAGCUGCUAUGCCUGACCAUACAGAUGUUUCCCUAAGCCCGGAAGAGCGAGUCCGUGCCCUAAGCAAGCUUGGUUGUAAUAUCACCAUCAGUGAAGACAUCACUCCACGACGUUACUUUAGGUCUGGAGUAGAGAUGGAGAGGAUGGCGUCUGUGUAUUUGGAAGAAGGAAAUUUGGAAAAUGCCUUCGUUCUUUAUAAUAAAUUUAUAACCUUGUUUGUAGAAAAGCUUCCUAACCAUCGAGAUUACCAGCAAUGUGCAGUACCUGAAAAGCAGGAUAUUAUGAAGAAACUGAAGGAGAUUGCAUUUCCAAGGACAGAUGAAUUGAAAAACGACCUUUUAAAGAAAUAUAACGUAGAAUACCAAGAAUAUUUGCAAAGCAAAAACAAAUAUAAAGCUGAAAUUCUCAAAAAACUGGAACAUCAGAGAUUGAUAGAGGCAGAAAGGAAGCGGAUUGCUCAGAUGCGCCAGCAGCAGCUAGAAUCAGAGCAGUUUCUGUUUUUUGAAGAUCAACUCAAGAAGCAAGAAUUAGCCCGAGGUCAAAUGCGAAGUCAGCAAACCCCAGGGCUGUCGGAGCAGAUUGAUGGGAGUGCUUUGUCCUGCUUUUCCACACACCAGAACAAUUCCUUGCUGAAUGUAUUUGCAGAUCAACCUAAUAAAAGUGAUGCAACCAAUUAUGCUAGCCACUCUCCUCCUGUAAACAGAGCCUUAACGCCAGCUGCUACUCUAAGUGCUGUUCAGAAUUUAGUGGUUGAAGGACUGCGAUGUGUAGUUUUGCCAAAAGAUCUUUGCCACAAAUUUCUGCAGCUGGCAGAAUCCAAUACAGUGAGAGGAAUAGAAACCUGUGGAAUACUCUGUGGAAAACUGACACAUAAUGAAUUUACUAUUACCCAUGUAAUUGUGCCAAAGCAGUCUGCGGGACCAGACUAUUGUGACGUGGAGAAUGUAGAGGAAUUAUUCAAUGUUCAGGAUCAACAUGAUCUCCUCACUCUAGGAUGGAUCCAUACACAUCCCACUCAAACUGCAUUUUUAUCCAGCGUCGAUCUUCACACUCACUGUUCCUAUCAACUCAUGUUGCCAGAGGCCAUUGCCAUUGUUUGCUCACCAAAGCAUAAAGACACUGGCAUCUUCAGGCUCACCAAUGCUGGCAUGCUUGAGGUUUCUGCUUGUAAAAAAAAGGGCUUUCAUCCACACACCAAGGAGCCCAGGCUGUUCAGUAGAUUAGGACAGACAUACACAGAAGGAAGACCAUGGGAAAACAUAGAAAGAAGACUGCCAUCUACAAGCCAAAGAGAGAGAGAGAGAGAUCUCAGAAGAAACCAAUCCUGCCAAAACCUAGAUCUCAGACUUCCAGCCUCUGGAACUAUGCUCAGAGUGUGUGCACAAGGCUGGCAUGCCCAGGGUCUUCCUCAUGGCACUAGCAGUCUACCGAAAGGUGGAACAGAGAGAAGCCUAUCAACACCUACAAGACUGGUGGUUCUUAUGUCUGUUGCUAGAUUAUUGUCCAAAAGUGUUAAUGCCCAAGUGACUGAUAUCAACUCCAAGGGAUUGGAAUUGAGGAAGACUGUUACUACAAUUGAGACUCAGAACUUGGAAGACCUGCAUCAUGAUGGCCAAUUCUGCCAUAAGCCCUGUCCUCCAGGCGAAAGGAAAGCUAGGGACUGCACAGUCAAUGAGGAUGAACCAGACUGCGUGCCCUGCCAAGAAGGGAAGGAGUACACAGACAAAGUCCAUUUUUCUUCCAAAUGCAGAAGAUGUAGAUUGUGUGAUGAAGGACAUGGCUUAGAAGUGGAAAUAAACUGCACCCGGACCCAGAAUACCAAGUGCAGAUGUAAACCAAACUUUUUUUGUAACUCUGCUGUAUGUGAACACUGUGACCCUUGCACCAAAUGUGAACAUGGAAUCAUCAAGGAAUGCACACUCACCAGCAACACCAAGUGCAAAGAGGAAGGAUCCAGAUCUAACUUGUGGUGGUUUUGUCUUCUUCUUUUCCCAAUUCUACUAACUGUUUGGGUGAUGAGAAAGAAAAUACAGAAAACAUGCAGAAAGCACAGAAAGGAAAACCAAGGUCCUCAUGAAUCUCCAACCCUAAAUCCUGAAACAGUGGCAAUAAAUUUAUCUGAUGUUGACUUGAGUAAAUAUAUCACCACUAUUGCUGGAGUCAUGACACUAAGUCAAGUUAAAGGCUUUGUUCGAAAGAAUGGUGUCAAUGAAGCCAAAAUAGAUGAGAUCAAGAAUGACAAUGUCCAAGACACAGCAGAACAGAAAGUUCAGCUGCUUCGUAAUUGGCAUCAACUUCAUGGAAAGAAAGAUGCGUAUGACACAUUGAUUAAAGGUCUCAAAAAAGCCAAUCUUUGUACUCUUGCAGAGAAAAUUCAGACUAUCAUCCUCAAGGACAUUACUAGUGACUCAGAAAAUUCAAACUUCGGAAAUGAAAUCCAAAGCUUGGUCUAGAGUGAAAAACAACAAAUUCAGUUCUGAGUAUAUGCAAUUAGUGUUUGAAAAGAUUCUUAAUACCUGGCUGUAAAUACUGCUUGGUUUUUUACUGGGUACAUUUUAUCACUUAUUAGCGCUGAAGAGCCAACAUAUUUAUAGAUUUUUCAUAUCUCAUGAUUCUGCCUCCAAGGAUGUUUAAAAUCUAGUUGGGAAGACAAACAUCAUCAAGAGUAAAUGCAGUGGCAUGCUAAGUACCCAAAUAGGAGUGUAUGCAGAGGAUGAAAGAUUAAGAUUAUGCUCUGGUAUCUAACAUGUGAUUCUGUAGUAUGAAUGUAAUCAGUUGUGUUAGUACAAAUGUCUAUCCACAGGCUAACCCCACUCCAUGAAUCAAUAGAAGAAGCUGUGACCUUUUGUUGAAAUAUCAGUUACUGAACAGGCCACUUUGCCUCUAAAUUACCUCUGAUAAUUCUAGAGAUUUUACCAUAUUUCUAAACUUUGUUUAUAACUCUGAGAAGAUCAUAUUUAUGUAAAGUAUAUGCAUUUGAAUGCAGAAUUUAAAUAAGGCUCUACCUCAAAGACCUUUGCACAGAUUAUUGGUGUCAUAUUAUACAAUAUUUCAAUUGUGAAUUCACAUAGAAAACAUUAAAUUAUAAUGUUUGACUAUUAUAUAUGUGUAUGCAUUUUACUAGCUCAAAACUGCCUACUUCUUUCUCAGGUAUCAAAAGCAUUUUGAGCAGGAGAGUAUUACUAGAGCUUUGCCACCUCUCCAUUUUCACCUUGGUGCUCAUCUUAAUGGCCUAAUGCACCCACAAACAUGGAAGUAUCACCAAAAAAAUACUUAAUAGUCCACCAAAAGGCAAGACUGCCCUUAGAAACUCUAGCCUGGUUUGGAGAUACUAACUGCUCUCAGAGAAAGUAGCUUUGUGACAUGUCAUGAACCCACGUUUGCAAUCAAAGAUGAUAAAAUAGAUUCUUAUUUUUCCCCCACCCCCAAAAAUGUUCAAUAAUGUCCCACGUAAAACCUGCUACAAAUGGCAGCUUAUACCUAGCAAUAGUAAAAUCAUCAUCUGGAUUUAGGAAUUGCUCUUGUCAUGCCCUGAAGUUUCUUAGAUUUAAAAGCCUUCUCCUUACUGCUAUCCUACAUUUAAAUAUCUUUGAAAGUUUGUAUUAAAUGUGAAUUUUAAGAAAUAAUAUUUAUAUUUCUAUAAAUGUAAACUGUGAAGAUAGUUAUAAACUGAAGCAGAUACCUGGAACCACCUAAAGAACUUCCAUUUAUGGAGGAUUUUUUUGCCCCUUGUGUUUGGAAUUAUAAAAUAUAGGUAAAAAUACUUAAUUAUAAUAACGUUUUUGGUAUUUCUGGUUUUCUCUUUUUUGGUAGGGGCUUGCUUUUUGGUUUUGUGUUCCUUUUCUCUAACUGCUGCUAAACAUAACUUGUUUAUGAAUCUUUAAUGCUUCUUGGGUCCCUUAGAAGGUACUUCCUUUUUAACCUUAACCCUUUUAGUAGUUAAAUAAUUAUUUCCAUAGGUUGCUACUGCCAAGAAGACCUCUUCCAAACAGCACAUGAUUAUUUGUCAAACAGCAUCAUAUUCCAGAUACUGGAAUGUGGAUAAGAAAGUAUACAUUUCAAGGGGUAGGUUUUAUUAUUAAGAAAGCCAAAUGAGGAUUUUGAAAUAUUCUUUCCUGCAUAUUAUCCAUUCUAGCUACAUGCUGGCCAGUAGGACCUCUUUCUUUUCUGCAAUUUAAUGCUAGUAAUAUAUUCUAUUUAACCCAUGACUCCCAAAGUAUUAGCAUUUCAACAUGUAAGCAUGUCGGUGAGAUAGUUGUGCUUUGCUUAGGGUUCCCUCCUGUGUUAUGGUCUGGAAAGUGUCUUUAGGCAGAAAGUCUGAGUGAUCAUAGGGUUCGCUCAUUAAUUUCUCUUCUCUGAGCGAUCACAGUCUGUGCUUUCUGCUCUCCAGUUUUCUAUUUCUAGACAGAAGGAGGGCAAGUCAGGUACUAGUUAUUCUUCAUGGCCAGAAGUGCAAGUUCUACUUUGCAAGGCAAGAUUAAGCUAGAGAACACCCUAUUCCACUUUGGUGAACUCAAAGCAAGAACUUUGAGUUCCUUUGGGAGGAGGGCAGUGGAGAAGUCUUUGUACUUGGUGUUGUGGCUUUUUUCCUCAUGGCUUCACCCAGUGGCCCCAAGCAUGACUUCUCCCAAGUCAACGAGCACAGCCAUGUUCCCGAGUUGAGGUGACCCCAUGGUCCAGAAUCAUCCUCAUUCUGGUGAACCUGGUUCUCUUUGUGGUGGGCAUACUGGGUAGGAGAAUCACCCAAAGGUCACUCAUGAUCUGCAGAAAAAAGGCUAUUUGCAGAAGGAGCUCACAGAUCACAUUGAAAGCAUUGCAUGUUCAAACAUCUUGGUCUUCUUUAUUGGCAUGCCCACAGGGUCUUCUGACCUCUGAUUAGAUCAGACACUUUUUAGAUAUUGAAUCAUCAGUUUCUGUACAACUAUCUGAAUAAGGCAUAUCAUCAAUGAAAUUUAGAAUUUUUUCUAUGCUCACUCCUGAAUGGUAAUUUGUUUGGGUUUAGAAUUCUAUACCAGGCCAUUUGUAAUUUUCCUCAGCACUUUAAAAAUAAUAAACCAUGUUUUCUUAA
This is a messenger RNA of Symphalangus syndactylus (siamang), 5362 nucleotides long. It is a transcript of the gene FAS, whose product is annotated as Fas cell surface death receptor. Gene Ontology annotation, cellular component: CD95 death-inducing signaling complex; endosome; membrane raft. Gene Ontology annotation, molecular function: tumor necrosis factor receptor activity; protein binding; metal-dependent deubiquitinase activity. Gene Ontology annotation, biological process: extrinsic apoptotic signaling pathway in absence of ligand; motor neuron apoptotic process; regulation of stress-activated MAPK cascade. The record is from RefSeq and is a predicted model, not a curated record. Lineage: Eukaryota; Metazoa; Chordata; Mammalia; Primates; Hylobatidae.